Messenger RNA from Talaromyces rugulosus, 693 nucleotides. RefSeq lists its product as uncharacterized. Gene Ontology annotation, cellular component: cytoplasm; nucleus. Lineage: Eukaryota; Fungi; Ascomycota; Eurotiomycetes; Eurotiales; Trichocomaceae. The record is from RefSeq and is a predicted model, not a curated record. The transcript is spliced from 2 exons. Gene Ontology annotation, molecular function: protein binding. Bases 1 to 693 code for a protein of 230 amino acids.
AUGGUCGCGUCAAAUCCCGCGGCCCCCGUGGCCCUCUCUUUUGGAGCCAUCGACGACCUCAUCUACUCCGCGCGCCUGGGCGACGUCGACGCUCUGAAGGAAGACAUUGCAAAACUGAGUACAGAGAACCAGGUCCCGGCCUCGUCAAUAAUCAGAUCUGCCAUUGACACCGAAGACGAAAGCGAAGGCGGCACGGGGGCCUGUUUACUGCACUGGCCUGCUGCGAAUGGCAAUGUUGAACUCCUAAAAUAUAUCCUCCAAACCCUGACCUCGGAAGUCUCACCGUCGUCUCAAGAGUAUACCGCAUUCCUCAACUCGCGAAACUACACUGGCAACACGCCCCUGCACUGGGCCGCGCUAAACACACAUCUCGAUUGCGUCAAAGCCCUCGUCGAAGCCGGCGCUGAUAUCAGUCUCAAAAACGACGCGGGCCACGAUGCUCUCUUCCUCGCCGAGCGAGCGGAUUGGUCGGCGGCUGAUGAUGAUGAUGACGAUGACGAUAAUGAAGAACAAGAUACCGAAAUGGAAAUAGAGAUCAAAGAAGAUGGUCAGAAUAAGCAAGAAAAUGGAGAUGAACAAGAAAAGCCUGCGCCGCCGCCGACAAAAGCACGGCUGGUUGUCGAGUGGUUGUUGGGAUGCGACAAGGGGGCUGGGUUUGAGAACCCUUCAGCUGGCUCUGGUACAAGUAACUAG